AUGAUUAAAGUUUUUUGGAUAGCUUCUUCAAAUGUAGUUCAACCAAAAGCUAUUAGAAGUUUAGUUGAAAUAGAAGCGGCUAAAAAUUAUUCAGCUCCAACAAUCACAUCUGCCAUCAAGGAAUACACAACAUUGGAGUUAGGUCUUGGUGAAUCUGCGUGCAAGCUGAAGCGCAAAGAAGUAGCAAAUAUCAAAUAUAAAGUUCGUGAGCCUGCAGAAACUUAUCUUAUUGAAAAUCCAAACUUAAAAUUAGAUAUUUUGGAUUCUAUUUCUUAUUUAACAGAGUAG
Molecule: messenger RNA, 288 nt
Organism: Rhizophagus irregularis DAOM 181602=DAOM 197198
Lineage: Eukaryota; Fungi; Glomeromycota; Glomeromycetes; Glomerales; Glomeraceae
Source: RefSeq, a predicted model, not a curated record